CCGCCCGCAGCGCAGCUUAGCUAUCUGAAUGGGUGUAUGUGAGUGUGUGAGCUUUACAGCUUUCAGGGCCGAACACUGAGGUGUCAGCACAUCCGGACACAGGACAGCCAUGGCCCUGCUCGAUCUCGCUCUGCAAGGGUUUUCCAUCUUCGGAUUUGUGUUGUUUAUCGUCCUCUGGCUCAUGCACUUAGUCUCCAUCAUCUACGUCCGUCUGCAUCUCAACAAGAAGACCACAGACAAGCAGCCGUACAGCAAGCUGGCCGGGGUCUCGCUGCUGAAGCCCCUCAAAGGAGUGGACCCCAAUCUAAUAAACAAUUUAGAGACGUUCUUCGAGCUGGAUUAUCCAAAGUUUGAAAUUCUGCUCUGCGUCCAAGACCACGAUGAUCCGGCCAUCGAUGUUUGCAAAAAGUUACUAGGCAAAUAUCCCAACGUCGACGCCAGGCUUUUUAUAGGUGGAAAGAAGGUGGGAAUCAACCCCAAAAUAAAUAACCUCAUGCCGGCUUAUGAAGGAGCAAAAUAUGAACUUGUCUGGAUCUGUGACAGUGGCAUUCGGGUAAAGCCAGAGACGCUGACUGAUAUGUCCAAUCACAUGACUGAGAAGGUUGGACUGGUUCACGGUCUCCCUUACGUGGCAGACAGACAAGGAUUCGCCGCCACAUUGGAGCAGGUGUACUUUGGAACAUCGCAUCCCCGUUCCUACAUCUCGGCCAAUGUAACGGGAAUCAAGUGCGUCACGGGAAUGUCGUGCCUCAUGAGGAAGGACGUCCUGGACCAGGCCGGCGGGCUGAUUGCCUUUGCGCAGUACAUCGCUGAAGAUUACUUCAUGGCCAAGGCCAUCGCAGACAGAGGAUGGAAAUUUGCCAUGGCAACACAGGUAGCCAUGCAGAAUUCGGGCUCAUACUCCAUUGCGCAAUUCCAGUCGCGCAUGAUCAGGUGGGCCAAGCUGAGAAUCAACAUGCUGCCAGCCACCAUCAUUGAGCCCAUCUCUGAGUGCUUUGUGGCCAGUCUCAUCAUUGGCUGGGCGGCCCAUCAUGUGUUCCGCUGGGACAUCAUGGUGUUCUUCCUGUGCCAUUGUCUGGCAUGGUUCAUUUCAGAUUACAUUCAGCUUAGAGGAGUACAAGGUGGACCUCCAUCUUUCUCCAAACUUGACUACGCAGUGGCCUGGUUCAUCAGGGAGUCCAUGACCAUUCAGAUCUUCCUGUCCGCUCUUUGGGACCCCACGAUCAGCUGGAGGGCGGGCCGCUACCGCUUACGUUGCGGCGGUACAGCGGAAGAAAUCUUGGAUGUUUAACCAGCACCAAGUGCCAGGGACUAAUGCACUGUUGGUCGAAAACAAACAAAAAAAUACAGGACUGCGAAGACCCGGGCACAGAUGGACUAACGAACUGAAAACUCUUGAGUUUUAUUCCAACUUCUGAUAGUUUUUAACCUGUGACUUUAGCUUGAAUAGAUGAUUUAUGUUCUCGGUGCUUAUGUUUUCCUGUGAGGUCUCUGACAUAUCGAGGCCUCGUUCUAGAUGAGCCAAAAGUUGUGAAUGGGUGCCGAUGAGGAAAUGAUGCUCUAUAACGUGGUCGCACUUCAGUGAGCAUUGCAAACGUAACAGAAACGCAUCCAAUUUUUGCUUUUACGUUUUUAACGUCCUGGCAACAUGAAACAUGUGCAUUUUAUCAUGUGUCUGGAUUAAUGGUACGGCUUUAAAAGAUGAUAUUAGCACGAACAUGUUUCAACGUGAAGUUUUAAAACUGAAUGGAUCACUUGCUUAUCACAGUUUUGCUCUCAAUGUAAACCACUCUUGCCAUAAUUUUUAAACGGGAGGACUUCGCAAUGCUCGAAAUCGAUCCAUUCAGAUCCAUUUUAUGUUUACUUGGAGCAAUGCUUUCUGUAGAUGCCGAGGUUAUACGUACGAGGGAAAAGUGACCGCGCGAUGCGUAUCCUCAUACGUCACAGGACUUGUAAAUGCCUGAAAAAGUAGAACAGUAUUUAAACACAAGGUACAGAGAUUUACGUUUUCUUCAAUAUGAUAUUUGCAGAUUUAUUCGCAUACAAAGACAGAGUGCCAUUUGAAAAGCAUUGAUUUUCUUUCCUCUUUCCCCUCUUUCGCUUGCUGUAAAAGACGCACUCGUCACUCUUAUUCCAAGUCCAGGGUUUGCUUAACACAUAUAAGGCAUUUUUCUUUCGCACUGCUUUCGCUCUGUCAGUGUUUUUCCGCUUUAACUUUUUAACCGGAUACGCACAAUUUCACUAUCUUGUCCAAUCAUUUCAUCUAAUGGCAUUUCCCUUAGCCAAUUUAACCCAUAACGCAAACACUUGAACUGAUUUUUAUAUCAACUUUUUUAUUUAAUUCGGCGUAAAUUUAUGACUGAGAUGAUGACUGAAAUGAUUAUAUAAAUGGCAGAUGUGCGCCGACAGGUUAACAAUCUGAUUCAUUUCAAAACAAUCACUGUGGGCAAGAGCGACAUGAAUCAUUUCCUCGUUCUUUAACAUAUUAAGCAUCGCAACUAAGCAAACAAUCGCCAUUGUCUUCUUCACCCCGUAUCUUCCUAGCAGUCUUGAUGAACUGCUUUUUUCGUUCCCAAAACCGCUUACUACUCAUUCCUUCAACUAUCGCUUUUUAGAGGAUUCAUGGCUUUUAUCGUUAAGAACCCAUGCCAACACUGGCAGUAUUGUUUUAAAGAUAACUUCACUUAGAUUCGCAAACCCACCGUGUGUGAAUCAGGAAAAACGUGUUGGUGUGAGCGACGUGCAUGUGCCUUGAUUCAAAGCUGCCAUUCAGUUUUUCUCAUUUGGACUUUAAGACACCGUUUUAGCCCAAUGCCAAAUUGAUUUUAUAAGAAGUAUUUCUUAUUUUAUUUAAAUUCGAAUGCAUUCGUUCUGAUGAAAAGUUUGGGCUGACCAUUGAAAUAAACUUGUGUUUUGUGCACGAAGCCAAGAAAUGCAUACUCUUAUACUUAACGUGGCAGUUUAAGUAAGAGUCUGGAAUAAAUCAGUUAGCAAUAAUGAGUUUUUCAAGUACUAGGAUUAAUACUGCAAUAUUCAGGCUGUGAAUCGGAACUUUUCUUUUCCAGACCCAUUUUUAGUCCACAUUUACUAAUAUAAACAUUUCAGAUGUUUUCUUUUUCAGAUAAGCUGUUCAUCGCACAAACAGUGGGCUUCAUUCGUAAAACACAAAUAGUUUUCGCAUUCAAUCGAAUAAUCUGUAAAAUGUACUUUCGUAAAUGGAUGCGUUGAAUAUUAGGCAAUAAUGGACGGAAGAAUGGUUUCGCGAGUAAUUCUGUGCAGAAACUUUUAUGAGCGAAUUUUUACGUAAAAAUUUGUUCUGUCUGGGUUUCAGAGUUUUUGGGCUCGGUAAACGUACCGUUGCAUGAACGCAUUCAUCCAUUGUUUAUCAGUAAAACUUGAUACACCACAACACAAACAAAAGCGCUUUGGUUUGGGAAGAGGAAGGCUGGGUUUUUCAACAGUUCCUCUGUUGAUUUUCUACCCAGAUCUGUCGGUUUCUUAUUUUAGGUUUGUGAAACGUGUCAAUGAGUCACUCGUAAAUUGACCUCAUUUUUGGAAAGUCUACAAUGCACUGUAUAUUUCCUGUUUAGACUUUUCCUUUCUGCGUGGGUGUAAGCGAUUCUUACUGAAGCUUAUGACCCGAUAUCACAAUUCUGGAUGGAUUGUUUUAUCAAAAUAUCUUGUGGGGAGUUGGACUUUUUUUUCAAAAUGUGUUCAAUAUGUUUGUCGAUAGAGUUUUAUAGAUGGCUGGUGACCCACAUGGUGUCAUGUGAAAAGUGUGGACAUGAGGACGUAUUUCUAAUCCACCCUUGACGCAUGAGAGUGCUGGCAGGUGAUUCGGGAGGUUUUUAGACAUGGCCAAUAUACAUUAAAAGGUGUAGUUCACUUUCAAAUGAGCCCCCAUUGACUUUCCAUAGUCAUUUUUAUUCCUACUAUGGAAACUCAAUGGGGGCUUAUUUUAAAGUGUGAUGUCUUGUGCUAUGUUUAAUAUAUUUUCACUUCUCACUCUUAAUGCAACGUAUCAGCGUUCUAUUAUCAUAACCGAGAAAAUCGACCGAAAGAAACUACUGCUCACUUUACGGUCACCAGUCAGAGACACAAAAAAAGUCUGGUCGUGAUCCACUGCUUCUUUUAUGUGCUGUAAAUUGAAGCAUCAUUUUUAAAAAGAAAAUGUACAGUUUAUUUAUGAAGUUUGGUUGAAAACCGUUAUGUACACUGCUUCAUGUCGCUUUAAUUUAUCAAGUGGUUGUUAAUCCUCCACGAUUUUUGUCCUAUUUCAGCAGUUGUAAGGGUGGACAAACUUCAGUUCUUUUGAAUAUCUUGUGUUUGUUUUGUAGAUGUUGUGUAAUGUACUCUGGAUGCAGAACGCAUAAACCACAGCUGGAAACUGUGUCACUGUAGAUAAAUUAAAGCUUUAUCAAGCAAUUUAAAA
Molecule: messenger RNA, 4432 nt
Organism: Triplophysa dalaica
Lineage: Eukaryota; Metazoa; Chordata; Actinopteri; Cypriniformes; Nemacheilidae
Gene: ugcg
Product: UDP-glucose ceramide glucosyltransferase
Exons: 9
Coding region: 110-1291 (393 amino acids)
Biological process (GO): glucosylceramide biosynthetic process
Cellular component (GO): membrane
Molecular function (GO): ceramide glucosyltransferase activity
Source: RefSeq, a predicted model, not a curated record